AUAAUGUGGCCACUAUCAAGACGACUCUUUAAGCCAAACGACAGAAAAUGAGGGUCUUGCUUUGCAUUCUUGUGACCUACAUUCUUGUCUGCAUUACUCCCACAGAGGGUGAGCAAGGAAACAAGAGGAUGUGCUCACGUAUCCGAAAGCAAUCAAAUUGUUUAGGUGAUAAAGUCGCGUGGCAGUACGACAAAGACAAGGGAAAAUGUAAACCGUUUCUUACUGGAGUCUGCAGCAGGCGUAAGGGUUUUCCCACCUGCAGGAGCUGCAUGAAGACGUGCCAAAAAAAACUUUCCAAAGUCCACAACGGAAAGGGCCCAACACCUUCAAAGGACGACAAGUUUGUGGGUAUUUGCCCGCCUUAUGAAUGACAAUAGAAAACCGGCGAACAAAGAAGCUGAAGGAACUGUUACUUCUGACUCGCGCCCCUCUUUGCACAGUAAUGAGGUAAUAAAAUAGCAGCACUGAUCUUUU
Molecule: messenger RNA, 474 nt
Organism: Dermacentor silvarum
Lineage: Eukaryota; Metazoa; Arthropoda; Arachnida; Ixodida; Ixodidae
Exons: 4
Coding region: 48-371 (107 amino acids)
Molecular function (GO): serine-type endopeptidase inhibitor activity
Source: RefSeq, a predicted model, not a curated record